GUUUUUUAAAUGUUUAAGUUAACCAACUUGAUAAAGUUCUUCAUUCCCCGUCAACAUGUCGACACAUAAAAAGAAAACAAGGAAACUAAGAGGACAUGUAAGUCAUGGUCACGGUCGUAUUGGUAAACACCGCAAGCAUCCUGGAGGUCGUGGUAACGCUGGUGGUAUGCACCACCAUAGAAUUAACUUCGACAAGUACCAUCCCGGAUAUUUUGGAAAGUUGGGUAUGAGAAAUUACCAUGUAAGGAAAAACUCCAAAUGGUGUCCAGCUAUUAACUUGGACAAAUUAUGGACACUAGUUAGCGAACAGACUAGGUUGAAAUAUAAGGAUAACGCUGAAGGAAAAGCACCUGUUAUCGAUAUAGUUAAAGCGGGCUACUACAAAUUAUUGGGUAAAGGUCGCUUACCUGAACAACCAGUUAUCGUUAAAGCUAAAUUCUUCUCAAAAUCGGCUGAAGAUAAAAUCAAAGCUGUAGGAGGUGCAUGUGUAUUGAGUGCGUGAAAUUUUAACCACUAAUAAAUUUGUACAAUAA
Diorhabda carinulata is the source of this 533-nucleotide messenger RNA. It is a transcript of the gene RpL27A, whose product is annotated as 60S ribosomal protein L27a. The coding region runs from base 56 to 502 and encodes 148 amino acids. Gene Ontology annotation, biological process: translation. The transcript has 5 exons. The record is from RefSeq and is a predicted model, not a curated record. Gene Ontology annotation, molecular function: structural constituent of ribosome. Gene Ontology annotation, cellular component: cytosolic large ribosomal subunit; ribosome. Lineage: Eukaryota; Metazoa; Arthropoda; Insecta; Coleoptera; Chrysomelidae.